AUGCUUAAGAUUUCGAUCUCAUUAACGAUUUUCCACCUGCUCUGGCCAGUGUCCUUCGGUGGGGCUUAUAGCCUUCCUCCGGUGGUUCAGAUGGGUGGCGCCAUCGUGGCAGCCGUGGAGCAGGACGCAGAACAUGAAGCUGCCACCGCGGAGCAGUUGCGUCUGGAACGAGAGUGGAUUGCGGUGGCCGAAAAUCAAUUACAGAGACUUAUUACCGAGGAGCUGAGUGUCGAGCAAGUGAAAAACCUCCUGGAUGCCUGGAAACCCGAAGGUCGCGGUAAGCACAAGAAGCAAAAGAAACUCAUGAAAAUGGUGUAUCCCAUGCUGGUGGCCGCCGCUCUGGCCAAAUUGGUUAUCCUUCCCUUGGUUCUCAAAUGGCUGACGGCUCUGUCAACCUCAUCGUUUGUCAUGGGCAAAAUUGCUUUGGUCACUUCGGGACUAUUGGCCCUGAGAUAUAUAUUGUCGAAUGGAAAUGCCCGCGAUCGGCUGGAGAUUAUUCACUCGUCGGUGCCAGCGAUCAAGGGCUAUCAUGCGCCCACAGAUCUCUCUGGCAGCGGGAGCACUUGGAUGCCUAUGCGACAGACCUAUAUCCCCUUGGGAUUAGCCAAGGAUCAUAAUUAUGAUAAUGUGUAUAAGCCAUUUUUAUAG
This is a messenger RNA of Drosophila kikkawai, 648 nucleotides long. It is a transcript of the gene Osi13, whose product is annotated as Protein Osi13. Lineage: Eukaryota; Metazoa; Arthropoda; Insecta; Diptera; Drosophilidae. The record is from RefSeq and is a predicted model, not a curated record. Gene Ontology annotation, cellular component: membrane.